CUCCCCACACGUCUACGUCACGCCACACUAGUGUGGUUUCUGCUGUCAGUCAGUUCUGUGAGCAGUCCGGGGAAGAUUUCAAAGUUUGCUUCGAUACUUUGUCAACGAUUUGUAGCUCUUUCUAUUAGACCGAAAUACAACCCGAAUAGAAUACAUACAAAAGGAAGUGUGAUAUUAUCUCUUUCUUAAUAUGUUUGUAUAUCUUAAAGCGCGACAUUAGCGCGCUAGCUUAGCUUAGCUAGCAGAAGGCUACCAUGUAAGAAUACAAAAAUCGGAUAUUGUGGACUGAGGCGAUGUGACUGUCAAGCAGAAGAUGAAAAAAUAUCUUAAACUGCAUAUUCUCUGGUCAUGCGACCUCUGCGUGUACACGGUCGCUGUUUGGAAAUAGAAAACGAAAGUUGGUCCCUCAGCCUUCGUCCUGGGAGCCUUAAACCAGAGAACAGCAGGGGUCUCCCCAGCGGAUCAUCCGUCUCCAUACCCCCUGUCCUUCACAUCUGCCUCUUUCAACCCAUCUACCUGCAUGUCUUCCCUCACCAGAUGCAUAAACCUCCUCUUUGGUCUUCCUCUUUUCCUACUUCCUGGCGUCUCCACCCUCAGCAUUCUUCUACCGAUAAACCCCAUGUCCCACCUAGACAGACAAAAGAACAGAGUAGCCAUCAAAGCUGUAUGAUGAAGUGAUGCCAAAUUUAGCUGGCAGGCUGACGAAGAGCCAUGGAAGGAGUCGAGCGAGAAGCUUCUGUAGGGAAGAGUGGCAAUGUGGCAGAGUUGACAGUCAUGCAGAAUGUUGUAGCUUUGGAUGGGCUUUCUGAAGAUGAAAGGUCAUCGCAGCCUGACUUUCCUCACAUUUCUGAGGACACAGACUGGUUAAUGGUUCAGGAAAGAGAAUCAACCUCUCCUGAGCUGCAGGAGCUCGCCUCUGCCUCUGUCGAGGAAGGGGAAAGUAAAGAGAUUGUGGACAAUACAUGUGUCCAGAAUGGGGAGAAAGCUGAAAAGGAUAAACCACAGAAAAACAGCAUCACUACUGUAACAACCAGCACGUGUCCAGAGCUGCUGGAGAGCUCCACUCUCUCGUUGUCUGAUCAUUUAAAGUUGGGCAGGGAUGAGCCAGAAUGUACAGGACUGAAUGUGGAGUGCAAGAUAUGUGGGGACAAAGCUUCAGGGUUCCACUACGGUGUUCAUGCCUGUGAAGGUUGCAAGGGAUUUUUCAGACGCACCAUUCGAAUGAAGCUAGAAUAUGAUCGCUGUGAACGGACCUGUCGCAUCCAAAAGAAAAGUCGCAAUAAAUGCCAGUAUUGCCGCUUCCAGAAGUGUCUGGCUCUCGGCAUGUCCCAUGAUGCCAUUCGUUAUGGCCGUAUGCCAGAGGCAGAAAAGAAGAAGCUGGUGGCAGGACUGCUAGCAGGAGAGAAGAGUCUACUGAACCCUGGAGGCUCCGAUCUCAAAACUUUGGCAAAGCACGUCAACUCGGCCUACCAGAAAAACCUCAAUAUGACCAAGAAGAAGGCACGAAGCAUCCUCACCGGAAAGACCAACUGCACACCGCCCUUUGUGAUUCAUGACAUGGACUCAUUGUGGCAAGCAGAGAAUGGUUUAGUCUGGAACCAGCUGAAUGGUGCCCCCCUAAACAAAGAAAUUGGAGUGCAUGUCUUCUAUCGCUGCCAGUGCACCACAGUGGAGACAGUUCGAGAGCUCACAGAGUUUGCCAAAAAUAUCCCUGGCUUUGUAGAGCUCUUCCUUAAUGAUCAGGUAACUUUGUUAAAGUAUGGUGUCCAUGAGGCUAUUUUUGCAAUGCUACCAUCACUCAUGAAUAAAGAUGGACUCCUGGUAGCCAAUGGAAAGGGCUUUGUGACGAGAGAGUUUCUGCGUAGCCUGCGCAAACCCUUCAAUGAAAUUAUGGAACCCAAGUUCGAAUUUGCUGUGAAGUUCAAUGCCCUGGAGCUAGAUGAUAGUGACCUGGCUCUGUUUGUUGCAGCAAUCAUACUCUGUGGAGAUCGCCCUGGACUUAUGAAUGUGAAGCAGGUUGAGCAGAUUCAGGAUAGCAUCCUCCAAGCUCUGAACCAGCAUCUCCAGGCUCACCAUCCAGAGUCAGUCUGCCUCUUUCCCAAACUGCUGCAGAAGAUGGCUGACCUGAGGCAGUUGGUCACAGAGAAUGCUCAGCUGGUCCAGAUGAUUAAGAAGACUGAAUCGGAGACCUCGCUCCAUCCGCUUCUACAGGAAAUUUAUAAAGACAUGUAUUAAAUCUUAUGACUUAGGACUUUCAAACAUCAGACUUAAGUGACGUGUUGCACAGAAGCAUCUACGGUGCUGCAGAUACCAUAGAAUUUUUAUAUUGGCAAAUAAUAGCGUUUUACAAAUACUGUGUUUGAAAACUGACUUUUUCUUCGGGCAGGGCUUUUUUCCUCAAAAGAACAAAAAACAAAACGUGAUUUUUGUGAAGGUCAACCUCUGUUUCCAGAACAUUUAUAUCACCCAGAAUAUAAAAGUAUUUUCAUAAGAUGUGUGUUAUAUGUAUAUCCUUUUUCCAGUCGUUUUCAAUUAAAUAGACUUUAAAUGAAAAUAUUUAAGGGUUAGUACUAAUUGUCAUUUUACAUAUUUCAAGGCUGCUGCUCAUAACUAAAUCCAGAAACUACAGGACAUUUUAAUUUUGUUUACUGAUGAAUUGAUUUAUUGAUUAACAUUUAUUGAUAAAAGCCAGACGUAUCUAACUCUGUCCAAUACUGUAGCCUAAGGAAGUGAUCAGAAAUGCGGGGAAACGGUUUCACUUGGUAAAUUACUCAGGUGUUGAGUAACUGCUUGUCGUUAUUUUCUCCUACAGUUACUUGCUUUACAUUUGCCGAAUGAAUUUCAUAGCCAUGAACUUGAAUUCCACGUCAAUCUGAUAUGCAUAUGGAACAUAAAAACUUAAUUUCUCCAGUACUAUGUACUGUUUCACCUUUGUGUAUAGAUAUACUUUAUGUACUUUUUUUUUUUUCUUGAUUCAAUUGGUUUCUUACAGGUACAGAAUUCAGUUGGUUUUGCAAAGUUUUUUUGUACUUUGAAACUAAAUAUUGAUUUUUUUUUUUUUUUCUCCCUUUCAUUUGUAGUGCAAAGAUUUGUGCAACAGUACUGAAGUUUCUAAUUAACUAUUUAGAAAGACCCGUUGCACACGGUCACUUAGAAUAACACCAUAUCACAAAAAGUCAAUAUUUAGUUUCUGGUGCCCAGUAGGAGAAUUCUGAUGCAGGUGAUGGACAAAUACAAAGCAGACAAUUCUGAAUGAUUUUUUUUUUUUUAUUAAUUGAGAGAGAGCUCACAGUGUAAUUCUAGGUGGGAGUAAAAUAAAAUGUGUUUAUUCAUUUAUCUAGUUACCCUAACAUACACAUAUAUGAGUUAGUCUUUUAACAAAUCCUAAUCAUAUCAUGUGUCUUUUGUAUUGGCCCCUACAUAGUAUCACUUAAUUUGUUUAAAACAUUUUAGACAUUAACCCCAUUGAUAUGAAACUGGCUGAACAUUAUAACUGAUUUUAUGUUUAGAAUAUUUAAUCUUUUUUUCCCUUAGAUUUUAACUAUGUCCUGUUUGUAGACAUUUGAGUUUUGACUGUGUGAUUAAAAUUAUUACACUUGCUGCUGUACAAGCUGAAGAGCACAAUAUAAAUGACCUGUAUAAACUAUGGGAUGUUUAUCUGGUUAUGUGGAUUCGUUCUUCAAUAUCUAUGCUGAAUGCACUUGCAUUUUCCACUUCACUUUUCCCUACUACACAGGACACUUUUUUGUGAUGAUGCAGACCUUCUGGUUUUUGUGUGGCAUUAAUUUACCAAAUCAACACUAAAUUAAAGCCCAGUAUCUUAA
This is a messenger RNA of Silurus meridionalis, 3824 nucleotides long. RefSeq names its product peroxisome proliferator-activated receptor delta b (gene ppardb). Lineage: Eukaryota; Metazoa; Chordata; Actinopteri; Siluriformes; Siluridae. Gene Ontology annotation, biological process: negative regulation of inflammatory response; cell differentiation; hormone-mediated signaling pathway. Gene Ontology annotation, molecular function: nuclear receptor activity; zinc ion binding; RNA polymerase II cis-regulatory region sequence-specific DNA binding. The transcript is spliced from 9 exons. The record is from RefSeq and is a predicted model, not a curated record. The coding region runs from base 712 to 2235 and encodes 507 amino acids. Gene Ontology annotation, cellular component: nucleus.